AUGUUACCACUUAUAGCUUUUAAUAUGGAGGGUUGUUCAAAUUCAAGUAGUUUUAACUCCAUUUAUGAUGUAAAUAAUGUUUUAAAUUGUGUCAGAAAUAGGAAAAAGGUUUCCGAGUUGCCUAAUUGCCCAGUAUGUAGCUGUACAAUACGACAGGGAGAAUUAGAGUCGCAUUUAGCAUUAGAAGUUGAAAGACUGCAAAAAAUUACUAGUGGAUCGAAGAGGAAAUUAAGCACAAAUAGCUCAAAUAUGCCGGUUGCGGGAUCCAGCACAUUUUACGAGGAAGAAAGUAAUGAAGAUGUUGAGAUGGAUGUUUCGGGCUGUCCAGGAAGUGAUGUUUACCAACGUAUACAUAGCAACCGUCUUAAUCGGCUGCGAUCACGGCGUCGAUCUCCGCCACGCACCGGACAAGGUGAAUGUCCAGUGUGCAAUGCAACUCGCCCUGUGUCCCGUCUUCACCGACAUACAUUAAGAUGUCUGAAGAGAAGUGGAGCAGAGCUGGAUGAACCAGUGCCUGAUUCAAGCUCUGAAGAAGGCAGCAUUGAUGUUGAAAACGAUGAGCCCUCGGGGUUUGGUGCUGAAUACCAGUGGUGCGGAGAGUGGCGAGUGAGGGCCACAGCUCUGCAGGACGCGGACUCACGGCCUGGUACUAGUGUACGGCGAGCGUCAACCGAUCACGCGCUGGUAGUAGAUGAUGACGAGGACACGGCGUUGUAUGGACCGCCUCAGUACUCACCUUCAAGGAUAGCGCCUGAUGCAGAUACUUCCAAGUCGAGUGAAAAUGAGAGUGAGUCUAAUGGAAUAGAACUACAAAUUGAGAAGAAAACGAAUGGGCUGGUAGAAGCCAGCGCUGAGACACGCAUACAAGCGCUGAAAAUGAAAAUAAAAGAAUUAGAGAAAAAACAGAAUUCAGGACUAGAGGCGAAGUGUUUGAUCUGUCUGGGGCCUUACACGUCGCCAGCAGUCUCCAUACAGUGCUGGCAUGUCUACUGUGAGGUGUGUUGGUUGGAAUCCUUGAAGGCGAAGAAAAUAUGUCCGCAAUGCAACGCAAUCACAACAGCCGGACAUUUGAGACGGAUUUACAUGUAA
Molecule: messenger RNA, 1089 nt
Organism: Pieris macdunnoughi
Lineage: Eukaryota; Metazoa; Arthropoda; Insecta; Lepidoptera; Pieridae
Source: the annotation of a GenBank genome assembly